Strongylus vulgaris is the source of this 504-nucleotide messenger RNA. NCBI's taxonomy places the organism in Eukaryota, Metazoa, Nematoda, Chromadorea, Rhabditida, Strongylidae. The record is from the annotation of a GenBank genome assembly.
AUGUGCUCCAAAGACUUUAAAAAUCUCUAUGCUUCUUUCCUAGAUUCUCAAAAAACGUGGAAAUGUGCAAGUGAAAUUGGUCAUAUUUACUCCAUCUAUACUGUAGACAACGAAAUCAAUCGCACAGAUCACGUGACCACAAUUGGAGAUUACCUUCGUUCUGUGGCACUGCCACCACCUCCUUCAAAAGAGGAAAAUAACGCUGGUGUACUACAUUUCCCAAGCCCUGUUGAUCGUAAACCUUCAACCGAUCCUCCAAAGUGUGUUGUACCUUCGCAUAGAGCUAUUGUGGCCACCUCUUCACCGUCAGCUUCUUUAUCCUCCAAAGAUAACUGUCGUGACGUGAAGUUUUUGCAAAAAAGAGCAUAUGAAGCACAAAUUGCCAGGGAAGAAGCGAUGACGAAAUACUAUCAAUUGAAGAUGAAAAAAUUGGAGUUGGAAAUAGAGCAGCUUCAGCAGCAUAAAACAAGAUUUGAUAACGAAGACAGUAGUACUUCUGGAUGA